Molecule: messenger RNA, 1026 nt
Organism: Nomascus leucogenys (northern white-cheeked gibbon)
Lineage: Eukaryota; Metazoa; Chordata; Mammalia; Primates; Hylobatidae
Product: signal-regulatory protein beta-1-like
Exons: 6
Coding region: 1-1026 (341 amino acids)
Biological process (GO): positive regulation of phagocytosis; positive regulation of T cell activation
Cellular component (GO): plasma membrane
Source: RefSeq, a predicted model, not a curated record
AUGAGGAGAGCCCUUGAUUCUCCAGAGCAGUCUUCAUUCAUGGUCCUGAGCAGAGGCCAUGGGAUGGGGCUCUGGGGAGUGACUCAUGACACCUCCCUAGGAUGUGGGAAACACGCCAAAUCUAAACACAUCAGGACACCUCUCCGUCAUCUUGGACUGUCCAUCUUCAGUGAUUCCUUCCUGCACCGCCAUCUUUCCAGAAAUAAAGCCCCACCCCACGUGAUGGAGUUAUCAGGGCCUUUAGCAGCCAAACCCUCUGCCCCCGUGGUAUCGGGCCCGGCAGCGAGGGCCACGCCUGAGCACACAGUGAGUUUCACCUGCGAGUCCCACGGCUUCUCUUCCAGAGACAUCACCCUGAAAUGGUUCAAAAAUGGGAACGAGAUCUCAGACUUCCAGACCAACGUGGACCCAGCAGGAGAGAGUGUGUCCUACAGCAUCCACAGCACAGCCAGGGUGGUGCUGACCCAUGGAGAUGUUCACUCUCAAGUCAUCUGCGAGGUGGCCCACGUCACCUUGCAGGGGGACCCUCUUCCUGGGACUGCCAACUUGUCUGAGGCCAUCCGAGUUUCACCCACCUUGGAGGUUACUCAACAGCCCAUGAGGGCAGAGAACCAGGCAAACGUCAUCUGCCAGGUGAGGAAGUUCUACCCCCAGAGACUACAGCUGACCCGGUUGGAGAAUGGAAAUGUGUCCUGGACAGAAACAGCUUUGACCCUCACAGAAAACAAGGUCACUGUGAACAAGGAUGGUACCUACAACUGGAUGAGCUGGCUCCUGGUGAACACCUGUCCCCACAGGGACGAUGUGGUGCUCACCUGUCAGGUGGAGCAUGAUGGGCAGCAAGCGGUCAGCAAAAGCUAUGCCCUGGAGAUCUCAGCGCACCAGAAGGAGCAGCGAUCAGAUAUCACCCAUGGCCUAGCACUGGCUCCUACUGCUCCACUUCUCGUAGCUCUCCUCCUGGGCCCCAAGGUACUACUGGUGGUUGGUGUCUCUGCUGUCUACAUCUGCUGGAAACAGAACGCCUGA